UCAGUCUUAUUUGGCUAAAUCUUCUCUCAUAUCUUUUCUGGCUUUAAAAAGAUGGAAAAGCUUAUGGAGGAGGAAACUUAUAGGCAAGUUGGGUUCUGGUGAGAAGGAGGGUGCUUUAGUGGCCCGGAUCUGAAUAACGAGUUAGAUGCCCGUAGCUGUAGCUGGGAAUGUGUUGUCAGCUGCUAUAUAUCCAGAUCCCAAAGUCUUAUUAGCUAGGUUUGCAGCAGCAGCAGCAGCAGCAGCAGCAGUAGCAGUAGCAGAAGCUGGAAGUUGCAGCAGAGGCAGUGCAUCUUCUUCCAUCCAUCCAUCCAUCCAUCUACCUUUAAUAAAUUUAGCACAAGAAAGGAAUCUUCUUUCUCUUCUUCUACUUCUACUUCAACUUCUACUACUUUUCUUUCUUCUAGUCUUUCUCUCCUUGUGCUCGAUCAGUAGUACUGUCAUAUCCAUCUUCUUCAAGGGGAUCAUGGCCAACCGUUGGUGGGCUGGGAGUAUAGCCAUGGGAGGGAUCAACCCAGUGGCUUCCUCCUCGUCUCCACCUCCUUCCCUUCACCUUCGGAACCCCGCCGGCGAUGACCUUAGGAAUCCACAGCAGUUUCAUCAUCUCAGCCCUCUCGGCUCUAUACGACGAGACCAAGACCCUAUCCCCACUGCCACCCAAAGCAGUGGGAGUAACAAUAACCCCAACGACGAUGACGACAGUGGUGGCAAUGCUGAUGACCAGACCGCUGCUGGCGGGGCUGGAUCUGUUGAGAUGGCAGAGACUGGUGGCUCGGCUGGGAGCAAUAACGGCCGGCGGCCCCGUGGCCGUCCACCCGGAUCCAAGAACAAACCGAAGCCACCCAUCAUCAUCACUCGAGAUAGUCCCAACGCUCUCCGUUCCCACGUUCUCGAGAUCGCCAACGGUACUGACAUCAUGGAAGCCAUGAACAACUUCGCUCGCAAGAGACAGCGCGGUGUUUGUAUUCUUAGUGCGAGCGGUGUCGUCACUAAUGUAUCUCUCCGCCAACCCGGUGCUCCGCCGGGAGCUGUAGUCACGCUACACGGCCGCUUUGAGAUUUUAAGUCUUUCCGGCGCGUUCCUUCCAGCGCCGUCGCCUCCGGAUGCUACGGGGCUGAAGGUGUAUCUCGCCGGCGGGCAAGGGCAGGUUGUGGGAGGCAGUGUCAUGGGGGAGCUGCUUGCUUCAGGGCCAGUCAUGGUCAUUGCUGCAACGUUUUUCAAUGCUACUUUUGAGCGACUACCAUUAGAGGAUGAUGCUCCGGCUGGUGAACAGCCGGUGUCGGAGGGGAUGCAGCUACAACAGAGUCCAGGUGGUUCUGCAGGUGCGGCUGGUUUGGCUGCUGAUCCUUCAUUAGCCCCCAUGUUGAACCUCCCCCCAAAUCUAAUCCCCAAUGGUCAGUUUCCACCUGACAUGUUUGGUGCCUGGCCUCCUUCAGCUCCUCGUCCUCCGUCCUUCCAAUAAUUGGGAGGAGAUAAAAAAUAGCAAUCUAAACAGAUGGAACUCGCCUCUUAUGCCAGGAAAGAAUCACAAUGGCAUGAAUGAUGGGAGAGAAGUGAAUAUUGUCUUAUCAGACCUCCACCACAUUGCAGCACCGAGCUUUUUUCUAGGUCGAUGAGCAUGUUGGCCAUUGCUAAUUCACCAUAGAACUAGAUAUCCCGUUACUAAUUCGGAUUUCAAUACUGGCAGGUGAUUGUUGUGUCUUAGUCUCAUUCUAAUUAAUGGUACUAUGUGUGUUAACUUCUCAUUUAAUUCUGGUCUAUUUACUAGAUGAAGAAAAA
Molecule: messenger RNA, 1776 nt
Organism: Dioscorea cayenensis subsp. rotundata (Guinea yam)
Lineage: Eukaryota; Viridiplantae; Streptophyta; Magnoliopsida; Dioscoreales; Dioscoreaceae
Product: AT-hook motif nuclear-localized protein 23-like
Cellular component (GO): nucleus
Molecular function (GO): minor groove of adenine-thymine-rich DNA binding; DNA-binding transcription factor activity
Source: RefSeq, a predicted model, not a curated record